This is a messenger RNA of Toxorhynchites rutilus septentrionalis, 3512 nucleotides long. Its product is annotated as ribitol 5-phosphate transferase FKRP. NCBI's taxonomy places the organism in Eukaryota, Metazoa, Arthropoda, Insecta, Diptera, Culicidae. The record is from RefSeq and is a predicted model, not a curated record. Gene Ontology annotation, cellular component: Golgi apparatus. The transcript is spliced from 3 exons. Gene Ontology annotation, biological process: protein O-linked glycosylation via mannose. The coding region runs from base 871 to 2670 and encodes 599 amino acids.
UCCAGCUCGAGUGGAGCCACUUGUGUGUCGAUCCUUUCCCGAUACCGAACAUAGUGACCCAAGUUUCUCCCCCGCCCUAAUCCUGACCUGCUGCUCUAUCUCCAUCUGGUCCAGCGGAAUUGCUUUCUCUUUCAGUGCGAUUUUGCAUUGCACACAAAGUCCUUCACUGUUCCUCGAUACGAUGGUGUUGGAAAGGAUAUCGGAACGAGAAGUGUUGGUAAAGUGCUUUUGGAGUAGUGAAAAAAGUGUGUGAGUGAAACGCGGGGAGCAUCUCCUCAGAGGAAUAGUGUUUUCCCCCCUCUAGGAUUCUUCAUAGUGGCAGCAUCUUCGCAUAAAUGUCUAACAUGUGUCAAAUUAUUUGUUGUGCAAUUUCUGAAUAAUUAACUCGCUCUGGAAUUUGACGAGUGUGCGGCUAUGCGCGCUAGACGUGAGACAAAAUAUCACUGGACUCCAGAGGGGAGAGACGAGGUUUUUUUCGUCUAUCUACUGAAUAAUAUGCUGAUGAAAGCUGAAUGAACUUAUUUUUGUGUGCUCCCCCCCCCCCCUCCAAAACUUCUGCGGAUUCUUUUGUUUCUAAAACUUUAUCCCCAGCAAAAAUCCUGAACUCGUUUCCCAUUUGCGAGGAUAUUGUGAUGGCCUGCAGCGAUGCGGAAAAUGUCUUCAUUUAGCGUGUGAAAUUAAGUGGCAUCGUGUGCUUUGUCGUCUACGUGGGAAGUGCGGUUCGGCGAGAGUUUGCCGCAUAACUGAGAUUUGAUAGGAAGAAGGCAGCUGCUGCAGCUAUAAAAAUCAGUGAAGUUGAAAGUGACGUGCCCUCCGCGCAGAAAAUUGAAUGAGAAAAAAAGUUGGACGGAAGAUUGAGUGCGAAGGAAAAUGCGUAUGAAAUAUGGCAAGCUGUUCAUUGGGUUUAUGAUUUGCUUUAACUUACUGGUGUUCUACUACUCGUGGAAGUAUUUUCUGACGACCACAAAUUUUUUGGCGGAUACUUUUGGGAAACGUGCACCAAGUGAUCAGAAUUUUCCCAACACAUUCAGUGAUAAUGAAAAUGCAAUACGAUCGGAGGCCAUGCGGAUGACUGUGUUACGUGAAAGAACGAGACCAACUAAAAUUGUGAAGUUUGCCCGGAUUCGUGAUCGCAUACAAAAUACCAACAAAUAUCUACGGAAUAGCAUCACGAUCAUAUUCCGGGAUUUCUUUGAUUUCGACAAUGAUCUCAUGCAGUCAAUCGCCAGUGCGGUUAACCUCAUACCCAACGUUCAAAUUUUAGUAAUCUCUCCGGAAAUUCCGUAUCCCCCACUGGAUGUUUUCACAAGCCCUGGCCAAUCCCCAAACGCAACCAACUGGUUCGAGAAGGACAGCAAUGUGAAAUUUUUCAGCCUCAGUUACGACAUUACCAAAUCCCUAAAAGAUACCCUACCGAUCCUACAGAUUAAGACCAAAUACGUACUCUUCAUGCCAGACAGCGUGCGGUUGAACGGGCGCUCGCUCCUAUCUCGGAUGCUGCGGGAGAUAUCCACCCCUUCCACCAACGAACUCCUCCUCCAGCAGCACCAGAAUCUGCUGCUCAAGCAAAACAAUCAAAUGAUAGAAAACAAAAUCGAUUUGAGGCAGAAACCGGAGCGUAAAAUAAUUGCUAUCCCAUUUUCCUCGAACCAGAAGUCGGCCACCAACUGCUGUCACCUGCAGCUCGAUCUGCCCAACUGGACGCUAGAGUACGUGACCGGCAAUGAGACCGACAGCUGUGACAUGUACAAACAGAAGCACGCCAUUCUGGUGGAGACAUCGCUGCUGAAGGAGAUGCCAGACGCGCUGUCGUCUCCGUUUCCGGAGCUGUUCUACAUCCAGGCCAAACUAGCCAACAUAAAGAAAGUCUUACUUGACGCACCACUGCAGGAUGGCAAAAAGUUGUUCACAUCCUACCACACCAAAACUAAGCGGCGCAACUUACGCAAAGAACAAUUUCGGGCGCUUUACCGGAAGCUGCAAAUUAAAAAGGUGGUCCACAAAAACUAUCUCUACGACAAGUCCAAACUUGCCAAGCGGAAGCUCAUCAAAAGCUUCGAGCACAACAAUCAGACAAUUUCGCUGCUGACGGAAAUUACCUUCUACGGGUGCGAAAAGCAAACAAAAAGCUGCAUCGGCCAAGUGUACAACUCACAGCCCUUCUACACGUACCUUGGUCGCCACACGCCCCCAUGCUGUUUGAACAAGCUGAAGACCGUCUUUCGCCACGUCGUGGAUGAGUUCGAAAACGUUGGCAUCCGAUACUGGCUGGAUAACUACGCGCUGAAGAAUGCCAUCGAACUGAAAACCCUUUCACCGGAUGCGUACGAAAUCGACAUAAGCUUCAACAGCGAUGACGUGCAGCGGUCUGUCGCAAUGAAAAAGGCCCAAACCAAACCGUACACCGACGGAGAUGGUUUCUACUGGCUGAAGGCAACCGAUGGCCACUACUUCCGCGUGCAAUACUCCAAGGUUAACCAGAUUGCGGUCAAUUUACUGCCGUUCGAUCUGAGCGGUGAAGUGGUCCGUCCGAACGGGUUUUACGGCUGGAAGGCGAAAAAAUUCUCCGUGGAAUUUCUCCAUCCCAUGUCGACGGUACUGUAUCUGGGGAAGUCCAUUAUGUGUCCGAACAAUGUGAUGGAGUAUCUCGAGGCUAAGAACAUCAAAUAGGACAAACAAAUGGUGAUGAAGAAAGGGUAUAAUGUUGAGUUCCUGUGAUAGAAUGGUGCCAGGAGUUCCAUAUCGAGGUGAAUUCCGAGAUGUGAGCACUUGGUAGCGAUUGUACAUAACUGAUAGGUAGCGCUAAACGUUUGCGAGCAAGUUAUCGCGAAUAGCUGUGAACCAUUUUUUGUGAGCCAGUUGGACAAUUGUUAGUGAAAUUAGGCUUUUAUGCAUUUUACUGAUAGUUUAGAGAAUAGCAAUUUUGUUGGUGCAACUAGUUAUUAGAUUCAUACGCUUAUAUUUUUGCGAUGUGAUGCAUAAAGUCAAUAAUAUAUUCAACAGAUGUAAAUGGAAAUAAAACAUUUUAAACGUUGUAAGCUAUAUUAGACGAAUACUGAGUCUUCGGAACAAAGCCGAUAUUAUUUUUUUAGCAAGCUAUCAUUUUAAGCAAUAUUUUCAUUCAUAAAUAGAAUACUACAUUUAUAGGAAAACAUGUACAUUAGCUCAAUGGACUUGGCAAUGUGCAGAGGCCGUUGUGUUUUGGAACAAGUUUCGGGUAAUAUAACAUACAGAUUACAAGAAAUAUUUCGAAAUUUCAAAUCGCACCACAACACUAUAUUUAUUAACACUAAGAAAAUCCCAAAGGACAAACCAAAUAAUGAACUCCAAGUUGAACGUUAACAUUUCAAACCAAAUCUAUUUAAACUUCAAUGUGCUGGCAAUUAAUACAACACUAGUUAUGAAAUUGAAACUCCUUCCGACUACACUAACGAUGUACAAGUAUCAAAACCAAAAAAAAUACCUAAAACAUUUUAAACCGCUCAAAAAUAAAUUAUUUAUUAUUCUCAUCA